CUCUAUCAUAUUUCUUCCGGAACUAGAUUUAGCUAUGGAUUCAAACAACAGCGAAAUAAUCCAUGAUUUCCCACCCUUUUUCAAAGUCUUCAAAGAUGGUAACAUAGAGAGGUACAUGCCACUCCAUGGCCCCGUUCCGGCGGGACUCGACCCAACAACCGGAGUCCAAUCCAAAGACGUGGUGGUCUCGCCUGAAACCGAAGUAAAAGCUCGCAUUUUCAUCCCCAAAAUCAACGAUGGAGGUCAGAAGUUGCCCCUCUUUGUCCAUUACCACGGUGGAGGCUUCUGCAUGGGAUCGCCCUUUGGUGAGAUUGGAAAGAAUUUCCUUUCAUCUCUAGUCCUCAAAGCCAACGUCAUUGUAGUUUCUGUCGACUACAGGCUAGCCCCAGAGCAUCGUUUACCGAUCGCCUACGAUGAUUCCUCAGCCGCUUUGCACUGGAUCGCUUCCCACUCUAAUGGAGAAGGGCCUGAAGCUUGGCUGAACGAGCAUGCAGAUCUGAAUAGGGUUUUCUUGGGCGGGGAGAGUGCUGGAGCCAAUAUAGCUCAUUAUGCUGCAGUCCAAGCUGGGGUUAAUGCUCCAGUAGGGUUGAAUAUUGUUGGGUUAGUUAUGGUGCACCCCUUCUUCGGAGGUAAGGAGUGUGACAAGAUGUAUCAGUUUUUAAGCUCGACGAGCUCUGGUUGUGAUGAUGACCCGAAACUGAACCCGGCAGCGGAUCCGGACUUGGAGAAAAUGCCAUGUGGGAAGGUGUUGGUUUGUGUUGCCGAGAAAGAUUGGCUGAGAGAUAGAGGAGUGAGCUACUAUGAGACUUUGGAGAAACUUAAAGGGGAAGGCUUUGCUGAGUUGUUUGAGACAGAAGGGGAGGACCAUUGCUUUUUUCUGUUCAACUCCGAAGCCGACAAAGCCGGCCUUUUGCUGCAAAAAGUGGUUGAUUUCUUCAAUCUGAGCUGAAAUUUUUGGUAGAUUAAUCAAAAUAUCAACAUCCAUCUAAGAGCUUUUUGUGAGCUAGAAGUGUAUUUUAUCUAAUUCUUUCAGUUAUCAAGUCAUAUAUUCAAGUGCAUGAUAGAUGCUGAUCGAGUACGUGUACCUAUUAGAACAGUCGUGCCAUAAUUGACGAAUAACCAUAUGUUGCACAACGAGCUAGCAUAAAUAUAUAUGUUUACCUUGUAGAACAUAUUUUUAUCAAUGAAAACGCUGUUACGCUG
This is a messenger RNA of Argentina anserina (silverweed cinquefoil), 1203 nucleotides long. RefSeq names its product 2-hydroxyisoflavanone dehydratase-like. NCBI's taxonomy places the organism in Eukaryota, Viridiplantae, Streptophyta, Magnoliopsida, Rosales, Rosaceae. The record is from RefSeq and is a predicted model, not a curated record. Gene Ontology annotation, molecular function: hydrolase activity. The transcript has a single exon. Bases 35 to 949 code for a protein of 304 amino acids.